This is a messenger RNA of Amaranthus tricolor (Joseph's coat), 1051 nucleotides long. RefSeq names its product germin-like protein subfamily 1 member 17. Gene Ontology annotation, molecular function: manganese ion binding. The coding region runs from base 63 to 797 and encodes 244 amino acids. The transcript has 2 exons. The record is from RefSeq and is a predicted model, not a curated record. Lineage: Eukaryota; Viridiplantae; Streptophyta; Magnoliopsida; Caryophyllales; Amaranthaceae. Gene Ontology annotation, cellular component: cell wall.
AUUCACAAUUACAAGUAAAUUUGUCACAUUUUAUAUUACUCUAAAGUUUAUUUAGUAAAAUUAUGACGCAUUUUAUUAAAAAUCUACGUGAAAUGAAGAGUCUCGUAGCUUUGUGCAUGGCCUUUGUAUUUUACGUGACUAAUGCAUCUGACCCUUCUCCUCUUCAGGACUUCUGCGUUGGUGUAGACCACCCUAACUCUGGAGUGUUUGUGAAUGGGAAAUUCUGCAAGAAUCCAAAAGACGUAACAAUCAAUGAUUUCCUACACAAAGGAUUCAACAUUCGCGGAGACACAAACAAUACAGAUGGAGCAGAAGCCACACUAAUCGACGUUAAGAGAUUUCCCGCACUUAACACACUAGGAGUCGCCAUGGCUCGUGUCGAUUUCAGUCCAUUUGGUCUAAACACGCCACAUUUACACCCUCGUGGGUCCGAGAUAUUCGCGGUCCAAGAGGGAACUCUGUAUGCUGGUAUUGUCAGCACCGAUUACAAACUAUAUGACACAAUAUUAACAAAAGGUGACAUGAUUGUUUUUCCUCAAGGUUUAAUUCAUUUUCAACUAAAUAUUGGUAAGACAGAUGCUCUAGCAUUUGUGUCUUUUGGUAGCCAAAAUCCUGGUCGUGUUAAUGUUGCUGAGGGUGUUUUUGGAACAACACCACCAGUUUUAGAUGAUGUUCUUACCAAAGCUUUUAAAGUCGAUAUUAGUGUGAUUCAGAAACUUCGAUCUCAGUUUUCUGAUCAACAUGUAUCGACUAGUGCUGGAAGAUCAAUCCUCACCUUGUUAUCUCAAUCUUUAUAAGCAUGAUUGUACGGAUCCUAAACCAUGAAAUAUUUCGCUAUUAAUUAUUUCUAGUUUAUUUCACGUAUGUAAUGCAGGUCUAAUAAUCACAUAAUAAUUAAUAUGUUAUGGUGAAGAAUAAUCUUUGUGUGAAAUUUGUUUUAUAUUUUUUUUUUCUUAAUUAGUUAAAUUGUUUCUUUUAAUAAUUGUAUUUUCGGAUGUUUUGUAAAAUAAAUGGUUUGAAUAAGUUAUAAUAAAAAGUUUUAUUUAAUUUU